Messenger RNA from Bipolaris maydis ATCC 48331, 2371 nucleotides. Lineage: Eukaryota; Fungi; Ascomycota; Dothideomycetes; Pleosporales; Pleosporaceae. The record is from RefSeq and is a predicted model, not a curated record.
AGCUGCCUUCGGCCCACCGCCACCACCCUACCAUUUAAAAAACCUCUUCUGUUCAGUCGCUUCUGCUACAACACAACUCUUUACCCAGAUCGUACCCCAGGCAUUGAUAGCAACCAUGGGCAACGACACCAACACCGACAAGGGCCCUAAGACCCCAGUCACUCCCAUGCCAGUUGAUCCAGAUGCAGUCACGACCAGCUCUCUACAAGCUCUUCAGUCGGCGGACCAGCGUAGGGUCAUGGACAUUGUGGACAAGCUUCGCCGCACCGGUUUAAGCGGAGUUGUGGAACUGCCUCAGCUAAUUGUCUGUGGUGACCAGUCAUCUGGCAAAAGUUCAGUGCUUGAGGCGAUCACUGAGAUUCCGUUUCCUCGCAAGGAGAAUCUCUGCACGCGGUUUACCACUGAGAUCAUCCUUCGCCGCUCCCCAGCUUCGACGAGUACUGUCACAAUCACUCCUGACAAGCUUCGCCCAGAGUCUGAACAAGCUAAACUCAAGGGGUUUACUAAGUCUAUCCAGAACUUUGAUCAGCUCCCAGAUGUGAUUGAAGAAGCGACUCUUGCCAUGGGCCUAGGCGUUGUGGGUGGUAUCAGCUCCAGGGCAUUUUCUCGCGAUGUGCUGUCUGUUGAGAUUACAGGUCCUAGUAGGCCUCAGCUGACUCUUGUUGAUCUUCCUGGUCUUAUCCAUGCGACAAACAAGGCCCAGACGGAAGCAGACAAAGAGCUGAUUCUAGAUCUUGUCAGCCAGUACAUGAAAAACCCACGGACCAUCAUCCUGGCUGUAGUGAGUGCAAAGAACGAUUUCGCAAACCAAAUCAUCCUCGACCAUUGCCGCAAGAUUGACGAGCAAGGCCGCCGCACUCUCGGCAUCAUCACCAAACCCGACUUUCUUCGUGAGGGCACCGACAACGAGUUGAGCUGGAUCGAACUUGCACAGAACAAAGACAUCUAUCUCGAACGUGGCUGGCACAUGUUGAAGAACCGUGCCGACAACCAGAUGAACUUCUCAUUUGACCAGCGCAACAAAGAUGAGGCUCUGUUCUUCAGCAAAGGUCGCUAUGCCGAACUACCUCGCGAAUGCGUAGGCAUCACGUCUCUCCGCGAGCGUCUCAGCAAAGUCCUGCUGCACCAUCUAAUCCGAGAGCUACCAUCACUCAAGGAAGAAAUGGUGACCAAGUACCGCGCCACCCUCGACGAAAUUUCGAAUCUUGGGGAGAAACGCAACACCAGCCACGAACAACGCGUGUUCCUCAUGAAAAUCAGCAUGAAAGUAAACGACAUCCUGAAAUCCGCUACAAAGGGGUACUACGAAUCGCCCUUCUUCGGCACCAUCAACAAAGACGCCGCCGUCGACUCUGCAGAAAACAUCCGUAGGUUCCGCGCCGUGGUCCAGCACCUCAACAUGGGCUUCGCAAAGGACAUGCGGCUUCGCGGCCACCGGUACAACUUCGAAGCCGGCCCCGGCGACGACGAGCGGGAUUGCAAGGAGAGUCUCGAUGCCCAAAGGGAACUCGAGCGCGAACUCAAACAAGAAAAGGACGGCACGAAAUACCUUCCUGUGCCGCAGAAACUGAGCCGCGCAGAAGCAGUCGAAUGGGUGAAAAAGACACUCGAGCGCUCCCGCGGCUACGAACUCCCUGGUACCUUCCAACCGGUCCUGAUAUCCCAGCUUUUCUGGGAGCAAUCCUUGCCCUGGGAGGAUCUCGCAUCGCUGCACAUAGCCAAGGUAGCGCAAGUGUGCCGCGACUUCAUCGACGUGGUACUAGCAGAUUGUGUCCCGGAAGAGUUCAAAGAGCGGCUUGUAGCGUUAACUGUAGAUGCAGCGCUGAGCAAGUCGCUAGGGGAUGCGAAGGAGGAGCUGGCCAAGGUGCUGAAGGACAAGGCGAGGCAUCCGUCGACGUAUAAUCAUUAUUUUACGUCGAAGGUUCAGAAGAUGCGGUUGAGGAAGCAUCAAGCGCUUACCAAGGCUGCUACGUCUGCGGCGAAAAAGCAAGAGGGUGAGAAGGAGGAGCAGCGUACGGUUAUUGAUCCGAUUGAGUUGGCGGCGCAGCUGGAUCGGUCGAUUGAGUUGGAUAUGGAUACGUUUUCUAGUCAGGAGGCAUUGGAUAUGCAGCGGGCGUAUUACAAGGAUGAGUUGGGUUACUUCAUCAAUGCUGUCGCGAAGGCGGUGAUUGAGCGGCAUUUGGUGGAGCCGCUGCCUGAGAUUAUCCUCUCUCCGCUGGUAGUUGCGCAGAUGACGGAUGAACAGGUCGAGUAUGUUGCUGCUGAGCCUCUCGAGUUGACGCAGCAGAGGGCUCAUCUGGAGGCGAGGAAGGCCAUGCUGGAGAAGGGUCUAGAGACGUUUCGAGGGGCCAUGGGCGGCGUGAAGCGCUAA